AAACCAAAGCAACCAAGAGAAAGAAAAAAUGAAAAUAAUAAUACUGUAACUUGCAGGUGGUUUUUGCAACACUACAUUGCGAAAAAUUGAGAAAGUGGAAUGGAUUUCUUACGGAACUUUCGCAGUAAUUUUACUGCAUGAGAGUUUGAAACCAGUAAUACGUUAUUCAUUUUCCUGAAGGAAUGGCAACUAAGCCAUCCAGCAACAUUUGGAUUCGACGUCAGCAGUGUCCAUGUGGAGACUGGAAGUGUUACAUUAAGUAUGAAGGAGAUGAUCAGUCAUCAGCAAGUUUUGAGCUAGUAAAGACAGAGGGACUGUCAUCCACAUCAUUUCCAGAAGCUGCCUUCACACCUUAUGUGGGUCAGAUAUUCAAAAGUGAUGAUGAGGCUUUUGAAUACUACAGUAAUUUCGCACGGAAGAAUGGAUUUUCGAUCAGAAAAGCACGCUCAACUGAAAGCCAAAAUUUAGGAAUCUACAGGAGAGACUUUGUUUGUUAUCGCUCUGGAUUUAAUCAACCAAGAAAAAAGGCAAAUGUGGAGCAUCCUAGGGAUCGAAAGUCAGUACGAUGUGGAUGCGAUGCAAAGCUGUAUUUGACAAAGGAAAUUGUUGAUGGUGUCACUCAGUGGUAUGUUUCACAAUUUAGUAAUGUUCAUAACCAUGAAUUGUUGGAAGAUGACCAAGUGCGUUUGCUUCCUGCAUAUCGGAAGAUACAGGAGGCUGAUCAAGAAAGGAUUCUCUUACUCUCCAAAGCUGGGUUUCCUGUGAAUCGGAUAGUUAAGGUUUUAGAAGUAGAAAAGGGUGUUCAACCUGGCCAGUUGCCUUUCAUAGAGAAGGAUGUGAGAAACUUUGUUCGGACUUGUAAAAAAACUGUUCAGGAAAAUGAUGCCUUGCUUACGGAGAAAAGGGAGAAUGAUUUACUGGAACUUCUUGAGGUCUGCAAGGCUAUGGCAGCGAGGGAUGUGGAUUUUGUUUAUGACUAUACUACUGAUGAAAAUGAUAAAGUUGAAAAUAUUGCUUGGUCAUACGGAAAUUCUGUUCGUGCAUAUACACUGUUUGGUGAUGUGGUUACAUUUGACUCCACUUAUCGUUCUAUCACCUAUGGACUGCUCCUAGGAGUUUGGUUUGGCAUGGAUAAUCAUGGCAAUGCAAUUUUGUUGGGGUGUGCAUUGCUACAAGAUGAAAAUUUUCAUUCAUUCACAUGGGCAUUACAGACUUUUGUCCGUUUUAUGAGAGGAAGACGUCCACAGACAAUUCUAACUGAUAUCGAUUCUGGGCUGCGGGAGGGUAUUUCAAGGGAACUGCCAAAUACUAAACACGUUAUUUGUAUAUGGCAUAUCCUGUCCAAAUUAUCCAGUUGGUUCUCUCUGCCGCUUGGAUCACAAUUUGAAGAAUUUAAAGCUGAGUUUAAUAUGUUGUGUCACCUGGAGAAUGUAGAAGAUUUUGAACACCAGUGGAAUCUUUUGGUUGCUCGUUUUGGACUUGCUUCAGAUAAGCAUAUAGCUUUACUCUUCUCAUAUAGAGAAUCCUGGCCAUUUUCCUAUAUUAGAGGUUACUUUGUUGCUCGUGCAAUGACUGCAGAGUUUUCUCAAUCUUUGGAUACUUCCUUGAAAAGAAUCUUGAAUGGACAACCAUGUUUGCAAGUUUUCUUUGAGCAGGUUGGUGCUGCUGCCAACUUUGGAAAUUUAACCCGAGAAGGAAUGCAGUAUAUGCAUAUCAAAACCUGCAUGCCUAUUGAAGAGCAUGCACGAAGCAUUCUUACACCAUAUGCCUUCCGCAUAUUACAACAUGAAAUUGUGCUGUCCAUGCAGUAUGCAACAACUGAAAUGGCUAAUGGCUCAUAUCUUGUGCGACACUACAAGAAAAUGGAUGGCGAGUAUCUUGUGAUUUGGAUACCUGAGGGUGAGCAAAUUCAUUGUUCUUGUAAGGAAUUUGAACAUACAGGAAUUCUGUGUAGGCAUUCUCUUCGAGUUGUUGUGGUGAAGAACUGCUUUCAACUCCCAGAAAAAUAUCUUCUCCUUCGUUGGCGACUAGAGAGUUCAUUAGUUCUCAUGGAAGAUCAUCAUGCUCUAGGUAGCAGUGAUCAGUGUGCUGAGGCCUUUCAUUCUCUUGCUGCAUCUCUGUUGACGGAAUCUUUGAUAUCUAAAGAUCGUUUUAGUUAUGUCCAUAGAGAACUUACUGGGCUUCUUGAUCAUGUCAGAAGUAUGCCAUUGAGUGAUGAACCUCCUGUGAAUAUGGCAGCUAACAAUGUCACUAAAUCAUAGGUUUGGCAAAGGAGCAAUUGGUAUACAGAGGUAGCCAAGGCACAUUACAAGAUUAGUAACUACUGAUGUGAAUAAUUUUUCACUUCUACUAUUGGCAAACAAAUAGAGCUGUCAAAUAUAGAUUUUUUGUUGUUCUCCGUAGGCCACCCCUAGAAUUUUGCACAGAUAGGAUUUUUAUGUUUCACGAUUUUCUGUAUUUUCCUUGAUCAUCAGUUGAAUGUUUAAAAGAAAAUGACAGAAACUUGUCUUUGGUUCCUGUAAGAUGUGGUGCAUUUGAUAGAAGGCAUGGUGUUUACUUGAAAAUUUUUCAAGCGUUGCACUGGUCAGAAUCUCAGAUUUUGGGAUGGCAGUGUAUAGAAAAUUUUCUUGUAAAACGUUUCCUUUUGUGUAUAAAUUUUUAUUAGCCAUUAUCAUUUUUGCAACCCAA
Mangifera indica (mango) is the source of this 2688-nucleotide messenger RNA. Its product is annotated as putative protein FAR1-RELATED SEQUENCE 10. The transcript is spliced from 5 exons. Gene Ontology annotation, molecular function: zinc ion binding. Gene Ontology annotation, biological process: regulation of DNA-templated transcription. Bases 183 to 2261 code for a protein of 692 amino acids. Lineage: Eukaryota; Viridiplantae; Streptophyta; Magnoliopsida; Sapindales; Anacardiaceae. The record is from RefSeq and is a predicted model, not a curated record.